GCACUGGGGGGUCAGAUCCCGAAUACCAUGGCACAAGAGCUUGAUAAGUUUGGAGAUCUGGACCACAUUCAUAUAGCCUCGAGAAGAGAGUGUUUCGAGGCCGGUGCGGAGAAAUGGACAGGACUCAUAGCCAUCCUUGAAGAGCUUUGGUUCUGGGUAAAGCUGAAAGAUGAGGAGCUGACAAGGCAGAGGCCGGUGGGAGAAGAUGUACAUACUUCACUGCAGAAACAAGGCUACUGUACGGCCUUGCACAGUGAGUUGACUGGACGGAGACAGGAUAUGAAUCAGACAUGUCUGUCUCUGGCUGUUCAACCUACAACAAUGGAAGUCCAGAGCAAUAUAGAGACGGCUUCAGCAGAGACAGUCCAGGAGGAGAAGAUUCGUCAGCUGGCUCAAGCGGUUCAGGACCAGGCCUUUGAGGUUCAGCAGCACUGGGAGCGGUUCAGUGCUCAGGCCACCAGCUGGCAGCACGAGGUUGACUGGGCUCUGGGGAAACUUCAGGACCUCCAACAAGCCAUGAACCAACUGGACCUAGGCCUGGCUGAGAUGGAGAAUGAGAGCUGGCACUCUGAGGAACACAGCAUGGCCAACUGUGUGCUGGAGAACGAGGAAAAUAUCGGGAUUGUGGGUAAUCAGCACCAGCAGUUUCAAUGCUCUCAAACGGAUAAGAGACAUUUCUCCCAUGACUUCUUGUCUGUUUCCGUUCAGUCCCCUUGGCAAAGAGCUGUUUUUCAUAACGGCGUUCCUUAUUAUAUCAAUCAUGAGCAGCAGACCACCUCGUGGGAUCAUCCAAAGAUGACACAGUUAUUUCAAUCAAUGGCUGAUCUGAGCCAUGUGUGUUUCUCCGCUUACCGCACAGCGAUGAAGAGCCGCCGGCUACAGAAAGCCCUCUGCUUGGACCUUUUGGAGCUCAGCAUCGCCCAGAGUGUCUUUGAUCAACACAAACUCACGCAUAAUGGCCAGCUACUGGAGAUUCCAGGCAUCAUAAACUGUCUCUGCACAGUCUACCGUGAACUUCAGCAGGUGCAUCCGGAUCUGGUUAAUGUGCCUUUGUGUGUGGAUCUGUGUCUCAACUGGCUGCUAAAAGUCUAUGACAGUGACAGAAGUGGAAAAGUUCAAGUGUUGUCCAUGAAGAUUGGCUUGUUUUCUCUUUCAAAAGGACCUCUAAAGGAUAAGUACAAAUAUCUGUUCGCUCAGGUGGCCGACGCUGCAGGCGUCUGUAACCAGAGGCGGCUGGCGUUACUGCUACACAACAGCAUCCAAAUCCCACACCAGCUCGGGGAGGCCGCCGCAUUCGGAGGGAGUAACAUGGAGCCCAGUGUCCGUAGCUGCUUUCAAUAUGUGGGCCGUGAUGAUGUCAUUGAGGUACAGCAGUUUGUGGACUGGAUGCAUUUGGAGCCGCAGUCGAUGGUCUGGUUGCCUGUCCUUCACAGAGUCACCGCUGCAGAAACCGCCAAACAUCAGGCCAAAUGCAACAUCUGUAAGGAGUGUCCCAUGGUGGGCUUCAGGUAUCGAAGUCUGAAACACUUCAACUACAACGUGUGUCAGACAUGUUUUUUCUCGGGAAGGAUUUCCAAGGACUAUCAUCUCAGCUAUCCAAUGGUGGAGUACUGCACCCCUACCACCUCAGGAGAAGAUGUGCGUGACUUCACCAAGGUGCUGAAAAACAAGUUCCGCUCAAAGAAGUAUUUCACCAAACACCCUCGGCUCGGCUACCUGCCCGUGCAGACCAUCCUGGAGGAAGAGCAUUCAGAGACCCCCGUUGCAUUUGUAAGCAUGUGUCCAGAGGAGUAUGAGUCGACACAGAACAACAGAGAAUCCAGUGCCAUCCUACCUGUAGCAGAAUCUCUCCUGUCAACAGGAAAAAUGAGCGCAGACGACAUCCACACUCAGACUGAUGAGAGAGCAGCUACAUGUGCACAUCAGAGCUCAUCUGACACUGAGAUGAUGAUGAUGAUGAUGAAUGAGCUGGAACCUUCUCAGAGUCUGGAGGCGGGCAGGAUGUUUCUGGCAACUUCACAUGAGACUCUUCAAUCAGAUGAGAUCGUGGAGGCCUGGGAUCUGAAGUUUGAGCUCUUUGCAUAA
Molecule: messenger RNA, 2085 nt
Organism: Sinocyclocheilus grahami
Lineage: Eukaryota; Metazoa; Chordata; Actinopteri; Cypriniformes; Cyprinidae
Product: utrophin-like
Exons: 18
Coding region: 28-2085 (685 amino acids)
Biological process (GO): synaptic signaling
Cellular component (GO): plasma membrane
Molecular function (GO): zinc ion binding; protein binding
Source: RefSeq, a predicted model, not a curated record